AUGCAAACGAAUGAAAAUCCAGGUAUAUCAGAGUCUGAUCUUUAUCAAAUGAUAAGAAAUUUGAUUACACGAUUGUCAGAAAGCGAUCCAGAGUCGUCAGAAGUCUGGAACGAGCAAACAUUAAGUGAGCCAGAACUUUCCCAAAUAGAUCAAAUUGUAAAAUCUUUGCUUCUGCAACCCUCCCAAGCUCAAAACUUGCAAAGCCAAUCUGAUCUUUAUUGUCUGGGAUCAAUGCUAAAUUACCAUAGCAUGAUUAAAGAAGAUUUUUUGAAGUCACUAGAAGCCUCUUUGUCAGAUCUUGUUGGCUCAAUAAUAAAAUUAAUAGAAAUUAGAGGUGAAUGCUGAAUAGAUGCAGUAAUAAAGAUUCUCACACUCUUUUGCUUCGCUGCUAAAAUAGACAAUAAUUGUUUUAACCAAGAAAUGUUUACAGCAAUCACAUCGUUUUUCCAAACAAACUUCUUCAGAUUUAUUACUGAAGAUAACUCAGGAUUAUAUAUGGACUUGCUGCUAAGGAGGUUUUUGCAAUUUUUGAAUUUCAUGCUUGUCAAAAAUCUCAAUUUUGACUUUGAAUUAGACUUUUGGAAAAAAGUGCUAGAACUUAUUUCGGCAGAAGAAACAUGAAACUACAUCUUUCCUGCUUUAAAUCGGUAUUUUAAUAUAACUAUAAAGCUCGAUGAAGAAGAUAAAAGUGAGGAAAAAUUAAAAAUACUCAAAAAACUCAAAAAAAGAAAGUCCAAGGAGCUUCUCCAGCUUAUUCUUCAAAAAGAAAAGCAAUUAGAAAGCAGUCUCUACAUAAAAUCUGAUAAAUAUGCAUUUUUUGGAAAGAGUAAAUACUGUAUGUCAUUUUGUGUAAAUUUUUACAGGGAAAAGGCUACAGAAAUGAUCAAUAAUGAAAACGAUGUAUCAUAUUAUAUUGCAGAAAUUAUAAAUCUACUCCAAUGAUACAUGGAAAAUAAAAAACGAAAAAACAUAGAGUUUAUCGUCAGAGAAUCUGAGCUUUUCAAAUUGUUUGACUCACCAAAAUUAUGAAGAGAAAGUCUUAGUUAUUUAGCUAGAUAUCAAAUAGAAAGUAACUCAUGUGACCAAAAGUUCUUAAAAAACUACUUUUCAAAAGUUUGAGAAAUGGAUAGCUGACAUAAUAAUAUUUUACAUGCUGAAAAAAUUAUGCUAGAACUUUUGCUGCUAACUUAUGUCAGCCAGAGUUUUUAUGAAGAGUUUGAGGAAUUAGCAAUGAAUUUCGCCCUCAAAAUUUUCGAGAAUGCCUAUAAUCGUGUUAAAGGAUACAUAAACAGAGAGAGGAUAUUUUCAUUGAUUUUCCAAUUUCUACCUAAAGCUUGGAAAGAGAUUUCCAAUUUUAUAGCAGCAAAUGCAAAUAAUAAUCAAGGAAUAAAAGGAGAGAAAUCUUAUAAAGCAUGGUUUUUAGAAACUCUCGAGGAGUUGCAUACGGAAUAUUCAGCUACAAGAGCUCCAGAAUAUUUCAUAAGAUUUAUUGAGCUUCUAAUUAAAUAUCUGCAGAGCAGCAAUUAUUACGAUUUAUUUGAGAUGGAAUUUUUGUUUGAAAUAUAUGCUCAUAGCUUUCGUCUAAGUAAUGUUGAUUAUAAUGAUCCGUAUUACUGCGCUAAAAUUCUUAUGAAGAUUUUCUGAGAUACUGAAUUUAGAGAAGCAAAGUUAGAAGAAGCUGAAAAAUAUCAAAAAAUAUAUGAAGAAAUGGAAAAGCGAAAAAAUGAAGAGACAAAGAAAGAAAAUAAUUUUGAAGAUAUCAAUCAGUUGCAUGAAUUACAAGCUUCAACAAGUCAAUUUAGCCAAUCUUUUGGUGAAAAAGAAAGCAAGGUCGAGCUAAUUAAAACAAACAGGACAUUGAUCAUCGAUCUUUUAAAAGAGCUCAGAAAAUCAUAUAUUCUGAAUAUUCUUUUUGAAAAAAAUAAAUUUGAGCCUCAAGUCAAAAAAUGGCUGCUUUCACAGUUAAAGAACUUAUUUAGCCUAAGCUUGGAACGCUCUGAAAAAACUGUAAAUUUUAUUGCUGAAACAAACUCCUUCAUAAUAAAAUUAAUUUCAGACGAUAUAACUCAGCCGAACGAAGAUCAAAUAGAUACUUUUAAACAUUUGAUUCAGUCAAAUGUAGUUGCAGAGGGAUUUAGUAGAAUUAAUCUAAAUUUCGAUAGUACGAAGCCUUAUUAUAAUCAAGUUUAUUUUGCCUCAUUACCAGAUGAUUUAGCAGGUGUCACAAUUUUUGGAGGAGAAAUCCUUAUUAACUCAAAAUAUAACAAUAUUCAGCCAAUAAGCCUUUGCGCGCAAAAAGUAAUAUUCUUGCAUGAGCUUGCACAUCACAUAAGAAAAAUGGAACCAGGCUUUUAUGAUGUAUACAAAAAAACGCCAACCCACGGAAUGCAGCUCUGAAAAGGUGUGCCAGGAAAGGAGAAAAAAAAGACUUUAAAGUUUACUAACGAAGGAGGAGCACAGCUUGAAACAGAAAUUUUCUGCUUAUUCUUAGUUGGAAUCAGUGAAUCUCAGAUGAACUUUUUGAAUCGAAUUGAAAGUUGGAAAUUAUCUCUCAAUAUUUUUAGAAGUAGCCUUGAAAAAUUAUAUUCAAAGCACCAAAAAGUAUAUCAGCUUGGAAGAUGUCAUAGCAAGAUAUAUUCUUUGAAGAGAAAACUUCACCAUAAUUAA
This is a messenger RNA of Blepharisma stoltei, 2667 nucleotides long. Lineage: Eukaryota; Ciliophora; Heterotrichea; Heterotrichida; Blepharismidae. The record is from the annotation of a GenBank genome assembly.